AAUAGAGUAGUAGUGUAAAUAGUAAACUGUGUAUUAAAUAAUAAAUAUUUAUUAUUUGAGUAUUGCAUGACGGAUGUAGUGAUGUAUUGUUGACUGUUGAUGUCUUAUAGAACUAUUGUAAUCUUUAAAUCUGUAAUUAGUAACAACAAUAGGUACUCAGUAGUCAGUAGUAUGAAAUCGUAAAUACUAUAGUAUAACAAUGGAAUUACCUAGUAUUGGUGAUAAAAAUGAAAUCCAAGUGGAGUUUAUUGAUGAUCAAGCAGUUCAACAUUUAAUAAUAGACGAGACACUACAGAAAAAUCAUUCAACCAGAAAAAAAAAAUCUAUUGAAGUCACUUUGUCUAAUUCUGGAGUUCCAAUUAAAUGUAAAAAAACAAAUCAAAUAUUAGAUGAGAGUUUUGAUGAUGAAGAGUCUAAUGAAAAUGACUCAAAUGCAACACUAAAACCAAAAGCAUUAUUUGAUGAUGGAGAUGUGCCAGGUGAACGUAUGUUUAGUUUUCAUUCAAAAAAAAAUAAAACAUAUAACAAAAAAAAUACAUCUUCACAACAUAAUGAAAAUCAUAACAAAGAUGAUCAAAAAAUGUCUAAUAUUCGUCCUCAAGCCAUCUCUGAUGAUGAGUAUGAAAUUAAAUCAAAAAAUUCUCACAGAAAAUCAACUAGAACAUCUACAUCUGCUACAUCUAAAUUAAAUAAUGAAGUAUCAGACAUUGACUCUCCAAAAGUAACUAAUAGCACAUUUGAUCACAAAACACCUAAAAAAUUUAAAAAAGUUCAGAAUUGUUCGGAACAUGUAUCAUCAAAAACACCAAGAACUGUUCGUAAACGAAUUGCAAAAGGAAUAGCACAUCAAAAAUUAGAACAACUUAAUGAAUUUAAUGAUUCAGAUUAUAGUAUUAGCGAUGAAAGUGACAGUGACUCUAGUAUUCAUACAAAUCUUAAAACUUUACAGCCAGAAAACACACAUAUUUCUUUAAGAAGAUCUAUAAGAAAAAAGGAAAUUCCCUUUAUAUAUAAAUCAGAUGAAUAUUUUUUAUCCAAGUCUGCUAAAUCUGUGAAAAAGUCUAAGACAUCAGACAAUACAUUAAAAUUAUUGAAAAAUCCUGUUUUAGACAAAGAACAGGUUGAUCUUCUAUCAGGAAAUUCUUAUACUAAACAUGAUAAAAAGAUAAAGACAAUGUACAAAGAUAUUAUGUCGAAUUUUCCAUACUGGUUGUCUUUGCUUAGGGAAGGAUUUAAUUUACUACUUUAUGGACUUGGUUCCAAAAGGCAAAUCAUUAAUGAUUUUAGAACGUCUGUGUUGGCAGAAGAGUCUGUAUUAGUGAUUAAUGGAUUUUUUCCCGGACUUACAAUGAAAGAAAUACUUGAAUCUAUAACCAUUGAUUUAUUGGAUUUAGAUAGUUGUCCAGGAAGUGCUGAACUUGCAAUUCAGCAAAUAGAAGAAAAACUAAAAUUAAAAACUUCUGAACAUAUUUAUAUUCUUAUAAACAACUUGGACGGAGUUGAAUUGCAAAACUACAAAUCACAGCAUGUACUUUCAAGGAUUAGUUCAUUAAAAAAAGUACACCUAAUAGCAUCUAUGGACAGAGUAAAUUCUGCUUUAAUGUUCGAUAAUACAAAACUUGGGGAUUACAAUUUCAUUUGGAUGGACUGUACAAAUUUUUCACCAUAUACAGUUGAAACUAAUUUUAUACAAUCAUUAAUGGUAAAAAAUAUUGGAACACAGCAUUCAUUUUCAGGCUUAAAUAAUGUUUUCAAAUCGCUCACAUCCAAUGCUAAAAGUAUCUUAUUAUUACUGAUUAAAGAUCGUAUUGAAAAUAAAAAUGAUAAAAAAUAUGGAGGAGUUCCAUUUUCAACCUUGUACCAUUGGUGUCGACAACGGUUUCUAGCUAGUACAGAUCUUGCCUUGAGAAGUCAGUUAACUGAAUUUGUUGAUCAUGAAUUAGUAAAAUGGAAACGUGAUGCUGAUGUACUCUAUGUUCCUGUAGAUGUUAAUGUGCUUGCUCAGUUUUAUAAACAAAAUGAAGAAGACGAUGAAUAAAACUCAAUGUUUGGUA
This is a messenger RNA of Rhopalosiphum maidis (corn leaf aphid), 2054 nucleotides long. RefSeq names its product origin recognition complex subunit 2 (gene Orc2). Gene Ontology annotation, biological process: DNA replication. Bases 200 to 2038 code for a protein of 612 amino acids. Gene Ontology annotation, molecular function: DNA replication origin binding. Gene Ontology annotation, cellular component: nucleus; nuclear origin of replication recognition complex. Lineage: Eukaryota; Metazoa; Arthropoda; Insecta; Hemiptera; Aphididae. The transcript is spliced from 13 exons. The record is from RefSeq and is a predicted model, not a curated record.